Molecule: messenger RNA, 834 nt
Organism: Aspergillus pseudotamarii
Lineage: Eukaryota; Fungi; Ascomycota; Eurotiomycetes; Eurotiales; Aspergillaceae
Product: ceramidase
Exons: 7
Coding region: 1-834 (277 amino acids)
Biological process (GO): ceramide biosynthetic process; ceramide catabolic process
Cellular component (GO): endoplasmic reticulum membrane
Source: RefSeq, a predicted model, not a curated record
AUGGAGCACUCGACCCUGAGACCGUUCUGGGGUCCCCAAACCUCUUACCUCAACUUUUGCGAGGAAGACUAUGUAAUCACCCGGUACAUCGCGGAGUUUAUCAAUACCCUGAGCAGCUUCAUAUACAUUGUUUACGGGAUCUAUGGCCUAUCCAAGCUUCGUCAUAAGCCGAACGCCGGUUCCCGCUCGAUUCCGUAUUUCGGGUUGAUCGGAGUAGGAGUUUGCUCGGCUGGAUACCAUAUGACAUUGAAAUAUCAUACCCAAAUGUCGGAUGAAUUAUCCAUGCACCUGUUGACAACACCCCUCCUGUAUCGCAUUCUCUCUUACCAGGCCAGCCCGGAGCGUACCCGGAUGGUGGGCAUUAUUCUCUCUGUGCUAUUCACCAUCGUGAUGGUUGUCCACAUGGUGAUGGAUGAAUUUCUCCUCCACGCCGUUACCUUCGGCAUGGCAGUCUACUUGAUCGCAACACGUACGCUCAAGAUUAUUCCCCGACAAAUCCCCGAUCCGGUAACCCGCAAGAACAUUCAAUGCGUAGCGCUCUUUGGAUGUGCGAGUUUUAUCUUUGGUUACCUAGUGUGGCUGAUUGACGACUGGGCCUGUCGGAUCUUGACCAGCACGAGGCAAGCCGUUGGUUUGCCCUUGGCGUUUCUGUUCGAAUUGCAUGGAUGGUGGCAUGUCUUCACUGCCAUUGGCGGCUAUAUUGCUGUCGCUAUUAUCGACCUGUUGACAUCUGGCGAAGUGCGCAGCGAUUCCACAGAGCAUCUCGCCUGGCCCCUUCCUGCUAUCGCGAGGUUUACGGCAGCGGGAACGGGCUCAACCCAGAAAGGAGAAUAA